Messenger RNA from Olea europaea var. sylvestris, 1559 nucleotides. Its product is annotated as transmembrane protein 33 homolog. Lineage: Eukaryota; Viridiplantae; Streptophyta; Magnoliopsida; Lamiales; Oleaceae. Gene Ontology annotation, cellular component: endoplasmic reticulum; membrane. The transcript has 9 exons. Bases 138 to 1172 code for a protein of 344 amino acids. The record is from RefSeq and is a predicted model, not a curated record. Gene Ontology annotation, biological process: endoplasmic reticulum tubular network organization; membrane organization.
ACUGUACCUAUAAAAUUACAAAGUGAAAUAAUAAAGAAAAUUAUAGUAAACGACGACUAUAUUCACAAUAUUUCUCAUAAAAUUGAAGAGUAAAGAUCGUAAAUCUUGGACUCGUAACCUAAAGCAGUUUGAAAGAAAUGGGAGAAGAAGGAGAAGAUCCACAGAAGUUGAAGAGAAUGGCGGCGGCGGCGUACGACUACGACACCGACCCACGAUGGGCGGAUUAUUGGUCCAACGUUCUCGUUCCACCCAACAUGGCAUCCCGCUCCGAUGUUAUUAAUCACUAUAAGCGCAAGUUCUACCAGCGUUACAUUGAUCCCAAUCUGGUUGUUGAGUCAAUGACUACUGGCAGUACAUCUCAGCAAGCAAGACCAUCAACAACAUCUUCGUCAACUUCUGCAACAAAUAGUAAUUCUCAUACACAGAAUUCAGGUUCUGCCAGUAGAACUACGGGCACGUCCGGAACUCCAGCUCCAAAUUCAACAUCGUUGCGUUGGGAUAAACAAACUAUUCAAUUUUCUGUCAAUGCUUGGGUCUUUGUGGUGGCAGUUCUUGCUAUCUUUCCUCUUGUUCCUAAGAAUCUGUCAAACCGUGCAUUUCGGCUUUCCUUCAUGGGGACUGCAUGUUCUUCUCUCUAUUCAUUAUAUUCAUUAUAUGGGAAACCUAGAGCAUGGAACUUGCAGGCUCUGCAAGUUUGGUUUCAAUCAGUGGCAGUUACCAAAGAUUUUAUCUACUCCAUUUACUGCCUCACCUUUGUUACUUCAAAUCUGUGCCUCAAAUUUGCUAUGAUUCCAAUUUUGUGUUUGUCCGUUCAGCAUGUUGCAAAGUUCCUUAGGCGUAACUUUAGCAGAUCCACCUUGUACAGGAAAUACCUGGACGAGGCCUGUGUUUGGGUUGAUUCAAACACAACAACACUUGGCAUUCUGUCUUCACAAGCUGAGAUUGGACUUGGAUUUCUUCUGAUUCUCUCUCUUUUCUCGUGGCAGCGCAACAUUGUACAAGCAUUUAUGUAUUGGCAGCUUUUAAAGCUUAUGUACCAGGCCCCUGCAACUGCCGGUUACCAUCAAAGUGCAUGGGCCAGGAUCGGGAGGACAUUAAAUCCACUAAUCUAUCGCUAUGCGCCUUUCCUGAACACUCCAGUUAGUGCUGUUCAGAAAUGGUGGUUUAGGUAAGAAGCAUGGAGAGAGAAGGAAGUUGAUGACAACAUAUGCAUGUCUUUCCCCUUGAGACAUGUAAAUCUUGAUUAUUCAGAACUGUUUAUACGAUUAAUCAGUCAAUCCCAUGGGAACUCAUCGUUCAGAGGGCGAUGUUGAGGUCAUUGAAGUUUUCUAUUUCUUAACUUUACCUGAGUGGUAGUGUCCUUCCACUUAGUUUUUAGAGUUUUGGUUUGUGUUUUGAUACUAUUGAUUUGAAACAGUAGUGUGGCAUAAAUAAAGCAGACCUAUUUUUACAGAAACAGAUAAUGAAUUAGACAGGCUUUGUUGUGUAUUAUUUAAUUUGUCAUGAUAUUUUCAUGGUACUUUAGACAUGACUUCAAUUGUAUUAUAUGGUGUUAAGCU